Octopus bimaculoides (California two-spot octopus) is the source of this 4405-nucleotide messenger RNA. RefSeq lists its product as uncharacterized. NCBI's taxonomy places the organism in Eukaryota, Metazoa, Mollusca, Cephalopoda, Octopoda, Octopodidae. Gene Ontology annotation, cellular component: nucleus. The record is from RefSeq and is a predicted model, not a curated record. Gene Ontology annotation, biological process: regulation of gene expression.
GGUGUGCGUAUUCUCUUCCAUCGCCCAGUUCACAUUUUCAGAAAGUAAUUAUGGCACUAAAAUGCAUUAACAAUUUACUACCUUAGUUUUAGCAUCAGACAAAAGUGUGAGUAAAUACAGGACGCACAACAACUUUAUUGUUAGUUCGUUUCGUUGAGGUUCCGUGUCGGCUUUUUGUUGUGUCUUUCAAUAAUAUUUCCUCCCUAGAUCGGUUAUUUGUGUAAUUCAAAAUAUUUCAUGCGAAGCACCGACUAAUAUGUCAUCAGAGGUAAGAUGUUAAUAUUAAUUCUACUGUCCAGUAAACUUUAUAAAUUAUGCAUCGAAAAAUCUGGAUUUUGCUUGUCUUGGCCAUGAAAAAAUCACAAUAUUUUUAAUUUCUAUUAUUUUAGUAGACAUUCCAUUUGCUGAUUGUGUCCAUUCAAAGCUGUUUAUUGUUUUAUUAUAGAGGUAUCAUUUGCUAAACAUCUGUAUUUGCUGUUUAUUCUGUCUAAACGAUACACGUUAAUAAUUCUGUCCACUUUCAGCUCCUGAGAAUAAAUAAUCUGCAACAUCGUAAAACACCAAUAGCUGACUGUAACAUGUGGCCAGUGAUACCACUACGGUAAACCAAGAUACAGUUUUUUCUAGACAGAAUCGGUAAACGUCAUGAACUGGCAAGGAAACGGACGAAGUGUCUGUAUACCUCUCAGGACUGUCUAAAUCCUAUCGUAUGGAACCAUGUGAUUAUUCGUUAAUUUCCAUAAUUUUUUAAAAUUACUUUUCUCACACUGUGUUCAGCUCUAUGUGGUUGUAGUCACUCACACACGCACACAAAGAAGUUCACGCAUUAUCUUUCAUAUACAAGUACAUACAUCUGUCUAUCAAUCUUACAAUGGUUAAAUCUCUAAUUUUUACAAGUGCACCUUCACCAUUUUUUUUCUUUGCAUAUUUGUAAUCUUCAAUAUCUAACUGAAACCUAGGAAUUUGAUAAAAUUUCCAGAAAAAUGUAUUUUUGAAGGUGAGGUGCGAAAGUGCAUUAGCCCCAUUUCUUUAACCAUAUUUCGGGACAACAUUUUGCAGAAAUACGUUUUCAAGGAUCAGCUUGUCGGAGUUUGGCACAGUUUGUUUGUAAAAGAUACACAUUAUUAAGAAAAUUACAAGAGGAAAAACUGGGACAGAAUGUGAAAUGUUAGUGGUAUAAAGGAGCUUCUAUGUGAGAUCCAUCAUGAAUAUUGAUCAUCAUUUGAAGACUAAUGGAAGAUGUUAUAAAUAAUAGAUAUAACCCUCUUUAUAUGAUUUGUCUAUGGUGAAAAACUCUGAAAUAUUUCUUCUGAAUUAAUAGCAACAUUUGUUUUCAUCAUUACCUGGAAUAUUUACUAAAGUAUUUUCCCAUUCAGUCUGAACUUGGAAAAAUCAACAAAGGUGUUUGUAUUACCUUUAGAUAUUGACAAAGACCAGACUUGUGGAAAAUAUAGCAGCAGAAGUAUUUGAAUCAACAAAGAAAUAUAUAAAGAAGAACGGGAAAAUAUAUUUUGUUUGUAUACAAGAGAACAAUAAUGAAUCCUCAGAAGAUGACAAAAGAAAGAGAAAAAUUAUCACACCAAUGUGAUAUCUGUAAAAAGACUUUUUCUAACAAGGGAAAUCUCACUAUUCACAAAUGUGUUCAUACAGGAGGGAAACCAUAUCACUGUGACAUCUGUGGGAAAUCAUUCUCUCAAAAAUGUAGCCUUACCUCUCACAAAUACAUUCAUACAGGAGAGAAACCACAUCAGUGUGAUAUCUGUGGUAAAUCAUUCUCUCAAAAAAGUAACCUUACCUCUCACAAAUACAUUCAUACAGGAGAUAAACCAUAUCAGUGUGAUAUUUGUGGUAAAUCAUUCACUCAGAAAAAUAGCCUUACUUCUCACAAAUACAUUCACAUAAGCGAGAAACCAUAUCAGUGUGAUAUCUGUGGUAAAACAUUCGCUCAAAAAAGUCAUCUUGCUUCUCACAAAUCCAUUCAUACAGGAGAGAAACCAUAUCACUGCGAUAUCUGUGGUAAAUCAUUCUCUCAUAAAAGUAGCCUUACUUCUCACAAACGCAUUCACACAGGAGAGAAACGAAACGACUGCGAUACUUGUGGUAAAUCAUUCUCAGAGAAAUUCAUUCAUACAGGGGAGAAACCACAUCACUGUGAUAUAUGUGGUAUAUCAUUCUCCCAGAUAGGUGACUUAACUAAACACAAAUACAUUCAUACAGGAGAGAAACCUCAUCAUUGUGAUAUCUGUGGAAAAUCAUUCUCUCAGAAAAGUAACCUCAUCUCUCAUGAAAAUGUUCAUACAGGAGAGAAAUCAUAUCCAUGUAAUAUUUGUGGUAAAUUAUUCUCUCAUAGAGGUAGCCUUGCUUCUCACAAAUACAUCCAUUCAGGAGAGAAACCAUAUCACUGUGACAUAUGUGGUAAAUCAUUCCUUCAGAUAGGUAACUUAACUACACACAAAUAUAUUCAUACAGGAGAGAAGCCUCACCAGUGUGAUAUCUGUGGAAAAUCAUUCGCUCAGAAGGCCAGGCUUAUAACUCACAAAUACACUCACACUGGAGACAGACCAUAUGAAUGUGAUAUUUGUGGUAAAUCAUUCGCUCACAACAGUAGCCUUACAUAUCACAAAUCCAUUCAUUCUGGAGACAAACCAUAUCAGUGUGAUAUUUGUGGUAAAUCAUUUUUUCGAAGAAGUUACGUUAUCUCUCACAAAAAUAUUCAUACUGGAGAGAAACCUUAUCACUGUGAUAUUUGUGGUAAAUCAUUCACUAAUCCCGUUAAUGUUACUAAACACAAAUACAUUCAUACAAGUGAGAAACCAUAUCACUGUGAUAUUUGUGGUAAAUCUUUUUCACUAAGAUGUUAUUUAAUUGCUCAUGAACGUAUACAUACUAACGAGAAACCAUAUCAGUGUGAUAUUUGUGGUAAAUCAUUCUCUCGAAAAGGUAACCUUAAUUCUCACAAAUAUAUUCAUUCUCGAGAGAAAUCUUAUCACUGAUAUUUGUGGUUAAUUGUUCUGUCAAAAGUGUUGCCAUACUUAUGACAAAUCCAUUCAUAAAAGACAGAAAUCAUAUCACUGUGAUAUCUGUGGUAAAUCCUUUUCAUUAAGAAGUUAUUUAACUACUCACAAACUCACUCAUGCUCAUGAGAAGCCAUAUCACUGCAAUAUUUGUGGUAAAUCAUUCUCUCAAAAGAAUGGCCUCACUCAUCACAAAUCCAUUCAUACAGGAGAGAAACCAUUUCACUGUGAUAUCUGUGGUAAAUCAUUCUCUCACUUGAGCACUUUGAAUUCUCAUAAAUACAUCCACACAGGAGAGAAACCAUAUCACUGUAAUAUCUGUAGUAUAGCAUUCUCUCAAAAAAGUACUUUAUCUGUGCACAAAGGCACCCAUACAGGAGAGAAGCCAUAUGCCUGUGAUGUCUGUGGUAAAUCAUUUUGUUCCAGAAGCAGUUUAACUUCUCAUAAAUACAUUCACACAGCAGAGAAACCGUAUUCUUGUGAUAUCUGUGGUAAGUCAUUCUGUGUAAAAAAAAGUAUUUAUCUAAACACAAACGCGUUCAUACGCGUGAGAAGCCAUAUCGCUGCGAUAUCUGUGGUAAAUCAUUCUCUCAGAAAAGUUACUUAAAUAGGCACAAAUACAUUCAUACAGGAGACAAACCAUAGCACUGUAAUAUCUGCAGUAAAUCGUUCUGUGUAAGAAAAUAUUUAAUUACAAGUCCAUUCUUAUUGGAGGGAAACUAUGUGACUGAUGUCUGCAGCAAAUCAUUCUCUCAGGAAUAUGCUUUAUAUACUUAUAAACGUAUUCAUACUGGAGAGAAACUCUAUUACUGUGAUACCUGAGGUAAAUCAUUCUCUGUGGAACAAUAUUUAACUAAUCAGAAAUGCAUUCAUACAGGAGAGAAACUAUAUAACUGUUUAAUCUAUGGUAACUCAACACAAAUACAUUCAUACAGGAGAGAAAUCAUACUACUGUGACGUCUGUGAUAAGUCAUAAUAAUAAACUGCACACAAACAUAUUCAUACAGGACAAGAUUGGGAUCUUUUUUAAAACGGGGGCCACAUUUUUCAUUAAUCUUUUACGUAGUGUUUUUGGUACCGAAAGACUUUCAAACUUCGUAUACUUAUCUAUUUUGUGUUAUAGAACAGAAAAAUAUUUUUGUAUUCGAAUUUAUUUCAUGUAAAAAAUUGUCUUAUUUCGAUAAGUAUUCAGUUGUUUAUAUUUACUUCUUUGGCUGAUUAAGCCAUAGCUUCGUUUUGUGGCCCCCGUUUUAAAAAAGAUCCCAAGAUUGUUAUGACUGUGUUAUCUGUGCUAAAUCAUUCUCUGAAUCAUGUACCCUAACUAAACAUGUAUUUAUUCAUAUUGAUCGAUAACAAUACCAGUGAUAAAAUAGAUGUCCUGGUGAAUAAAA